ACGAACACACAUAUAUACGCAUAGAGGCACCAUGAACAGGCCAUGCAUUCAAGGCUUAUAACCAAAGAGUAAAAAAAAGAGAGAGCAGAGUGAAGCUGAAAGAAUUGCAAUUUGCAAGGCCCAGAGGAAAAAGAGGAGACUUUGGUCAAUUUCAGUACAUCAAUAUGUCUAUGAAAACAUAAAAGACAGUAUUAUGGCCCAUUCACGAUGAGCGGACAUGGCGUCAUUUUUUCCGGAUCGCUACAAAUGAGUAUGAGGAGUUGCACAUUUACGUGGAAGCUUCAGCGACCCCGCCACAAAAUUUGGCGUUCCACGGAACUCCUGGAGAGGAAGGCCCAUCAUCAAUAUAUGGUCGGAGGAACAACCGCCAAAUGUUUGAGAACUAUGAAUCUCCCGGUGGAUCGUCCCCAAGUCAUAUAAGGGAUCCCCAAGACAUUGCAUACGCUUGUACCGGGAUGACCUAGACCGCAUGACUGAGAGUCAGUUUGAUUUCACUCCCUACGCGUCCGAGAUGCUCCCGCCUCUCAUCCUUAAUGAUGCUCCGCUUUGGUCGGCUAGAGUCAUGCUCAUAUUUUGCAAUAUGGCCGAAAUGCAUUACCCGGAUCGAUUUCUUCGGCAGUUCGGUAUAAGGCAAGACAUUCCGAAUGCUCCUUUGCCGGGUACUGAUCAACACGGAUCUCGUUCCAACAUAGUGAUCGGUGCCUUGGCGAUGUGGGCGGACAUACAACAUAAUAUAUACGUUCUUGAUUAUGAUCGAUAUAUGUCCCUCGAAGCAACUAAAAGGUACCGAAACUGGUACAAGAAGCAUGGUAUGACACGUGUCCAGAACCCUUCUCACAAUGUGCCCACGACAGGCUACACCCCGACAGCACACGAUUGGGGUAUUGUGAAGCAAGGCGUUCACGGGGUGUAUCAGCUCUUAGCCGACCGCGCGAGUUAUGAGGAUUGUCAAAAACGAUUACGGCAGAUGGCCCUGGAUGUAGGUGAUGAAGAUAUGCUCCACCGGGGAAUAUUCCACUAUGAAGAUGAAGAUGCAGGUGGAAGUGACGAAGAGGAUGAUUCACAUGAACGUGAAGAUGGGGGUGAGGAUUCACAAGCGCCCCCUCAAUUCUCAACACAGGGUGUCUCAUUUGAUCAACCACCCCCUCAAUUCUCAACGCAUCAAGGUGGGUCAUUUGAUCAACCACCGCCGUGUUAUGAUUCUUAUCAGUGGUCCACACAACCGGAUGAUUAUGUUGAGUCAUUUCAGAAUUCGUCUUUUUACUAUGGAGACACAACGGGGCCUUGGAACACUGGCGGUGGGGAUGGAGCAGGGCCGAGCACGCAACAUUAGAUGUAGUAUUAAAUUUAAUUUUGUAUGUACCGUCUAUUCAUUAAUAAAUUAUAUUGAAAACUACAUUUGUUUUGUUCACUUCCAUUAAAAUUACAAAAAAAAUUCACUUAAAACAAAAUGAAAUUUUUAUC
This is a messenger RNA of Cuscuta epithymum, 1464 nucleotides long. NCBI's taxonomy places the organism in Eukaryota, Viridiplantae, Streptophyta, Magnoliopsida, Solanales, Convolvulaceae. The record is from the annotation of a GenBank genome assembly.